CCCAGCAAGCUCCUUCAGGCUACAUUCUACUUGCUCUUCUGGUGAAGGAAGGAAGUUCACACAUAUUUGCUAAAGAGGGAUACUCUUCUAGAAAACAUGGUUGCCAUAUUCGACUCACAAUCAAGCACUACACAAAGACAUGGGCACCGCCAUGAGCAAUUAGGAGAUGUCACCAAACCCUCUGGAACUCAACAUGGACAAACCUCAACUGCAUUCGGAAGUGGCAGACACAGGGAAUCCAGUGUUGGUCAGGACAGUGACAGCGAAGGACAUUCCGAAGAUUCCAGCAGACAAUCUGUGACCACCCAUGGAAGAUCUGGGACCAGCUCAAGGAACCAACCUGGGUCUUCCCAGGGCCAGGCAGGCGGCAGUUCUGGUCACUCAGGGGCACAUCAGGGGCGCACAGACACACGUAGGCAGAGAGAAUCUGUGCACGCAGACUCAGGAGCCAGCACUAGCCACACACAGGGGCGCCACCAUGAGCAAGCAAGAGAGGGCUCCAGAUACUCCAGAACUGGACACGGACAAACCUCAACUGCAUCCGGAAGUGGCAGACACAGGGAAUCCAGUAUUGGUCAGGACAGUGACAGCGAAGGACAUUCCGAAGAUUCCAGCAGACAAUCUGUGACCACCCAUGGAAGGUCUGGGUCCAGCUCAAGGAACCAAUAUGGGUCUGCCCAUGUCCAAGCAGGAGGCAGUUCUGGUCACUCGGGGUCGCAUCAAGGGCGCACAGACACACGUAGGCAGAGAGAAUCUGUGCACGCAGACUCAGGAUCCAGCACUAGCCACACACAGGGGCGCCACCAUGAGCAAGCAAGAGAGGGCUACAGACACUCCAGAACUGGACACGGACAAACCUCAACUGCAUCCGGAAGUGGCAGACACAGGGAAUCCAGUGUUGGCCAGGCCAGUGAUAGCGAGGGACAGUCAGGAGAUUCAGGGAGACAGUCUGUGACCUCUCAUGGAAGGUCAGGGUCCAACUCAAGGAACCAACAUGGGUCUUCCCAGGGCCAGGCAGGAGGCAGUUCUGGUCACUCAGGGGCACAUCAGGGACACACAGACACACGUAGGCAGAGAGAAUCUGUGCACGCAGACUCAGGAGCAAGCACGGGCCACAGACAGGGACACCACCACGAGCAAGCAAGAGAGGGCUCCAGACACUCCGGAACUGGACAUGGACAAAGCUCAGCUGCAUCCAGAAGUGGCAGACACAGGGAAUCCAGUGUUGGUCAGGCCAGUGACAGCGAGGGACAUUCCGAAGAUUCUGGGAGACAUUCUGGGACCACUCAUGGAAGGUCUGCAUCCAGCUCAAGGAACCAAUAUGGGUCUGCCCAUGUCCAGGCAGGAGGAAGUUCUGGUCACUCAGGGUCACAACAAGGGCGCACAGACACACGUAGGCAGAGAGAAUCUGUGCAUGCAGACUCAGGAUCCAGCACUAGCCACACACAGGGGCGCCACCAUGAGCAAGCCAGAGAGGGCUCCAGACACUCCGGAACUGGACACGGACAAACCUCAGGACACGGACAAACCUCAACUGCAUCUGGAAGUGGCAGGCACAGGGAAUCCAGUGUUGGUCAGGACAGUGACAGUGAAGGACAUUCCGAAGAUUCCAGCAGACAAUCUGUGACCACUCAUGGAAGGUCUGGGUCCAGCUCAAGGAACCAAUAUGGGUCUGCCCAGGGCCAGGCAGGAGGCAGUUCUGGUCACUCAGGGUCACAUCAGGGACGCACAGACACACGUAGGCAGAGAGAAUCUGUGCACGCAGACUCAGGAGCCAGCACUAGCCACACACAGGGGCGCCACCAUGAGCAAGCAAGAGACGGCUCUAGACACUCUGGAACUGGACACGGACAAACCUCAACUGCAUCCAGAAGUGGCAGACACAGGGAAUCCAGUGUUGGCCUGGCCAGUGACAGCGAAGGACAUUCCGAAGAUUCCAGCAGACAAUCUGUGACCACCCAUGGAAGGUCUGGGUCCAGCUCAAGGAACCAAUAUGGGUCUGCCCACGGCCAGGCAGGAGGCAGUUCUGGUCACUCAGGGUCGCAACAAGGGCGCACAGACACACGUAGGCAGAGAGAAUCUGUGCACGCAGACUCAGGAUCCAGCACUAGCCGCAGACAGGGGCGCCACCAUGAGCAAUCAAGAGACGGCUCUAGACACUCUGGAACUGGACACGGACAAACCUCAACUGCAUCCAGAAGUGGCAGACACAGGGAAUCCAGUGUUGGCCUGGCCAGUGAUAGCGAAGGACAUUCCAAAGAUUCCAGCAGACAAUCUGUGACCACCCAUGGAAGGUCUGGGUCCAGCUCAAGGAACCAAUAUGGGUCUGCCCAGGGCCAGGCAGGAGGCAGUUCUGGUCACUCAGGGUCACAACAAGGGCGCACAGACACACGUAGGCAGAGAGAAUCUGUGCAUGCAGACUCAGGAGCCAGCACUAGCCACACACAGGGGCGCCACCAUGAGCAAGCAAGAGACGGCUCUAGACACUCCAGAACUGGACACGGACAAACCUCAACUGCAUCCAGAAGUGGCAGAAACAGGGAAUCCAGUGUUGGCCAGUCCAGUGAUAGCGAGGGACAGUCAGGAGAUUCAGGGAGACAGUCUGUGACCUCUCAUGGAAGGUCUGCAUCCAGCUCAAGGAACCAAUAUGGGUCUGCCCAGGGCCAGGCAGGAGGCAGUUCUGGUCACUCAGGGGCACAUCAGGGACACACAGACACACGUAGGCAGAGAGAAUCUGUGCACGCAGACUCAGGAGCCAGCACUAGCCACACACAGGGGCGCCACCAUGAGCAAGCAAGAGAGGGCUCCAGACACUCCGGAACUGGACACGGACAAACCUCAACUGCAUCUGGAAGUGGCAGACACAGGGAAUCCAGUGUUGGUCAGGCCAGUGACAGCGAAGGACAUUCCGAAGAUUCCAGCAGACAAUCUGUGACCACCCAUGGAAGGUCUGCAUCCAGCUCAAGGAACCAAUAUGGGUCUGCCCACGGCCAGGCAGGAGGCAGUUCUGGUCACUCAGGGUCGCAUCAAGGGCGCACAGACACACGUAGGCAGAGAGAAUCUGUGCACGCAGACUCAGGAUCCAGCACUAGCCACAGACAGGGGCGCCACCAUGAGCAAGCAAGAGAGGGCUCCAGACACUCCAGAACUGGACACGGACAAACCUCAGGACACGGACAAACCUCAACUGCAUCUGGAAGUGGCAGGCACAGGGAAUCCAGUGUUGGUCAGGACAGUGACAGUGAAGGACAUUCCGAAGAUUCCAGCAGACAAUCUGUGACCACCCAUGGAAGGUCUGGGUCCAGCUCAAGGAACCAAUAUGGGUCUGCCCACGGCCAGGCAGGAGGCAGUUCUGGUCACUCAGGGUCGCAACAAGGGCGCACAGACACACGUAGGCAGAGAGAAUCUGUGCACGCAGACUCAGGAUCCAGCACUAGCCGCAGACAGGGGCGCCACCAUGAGCAAUCAAGAGACGGCUCUAGACACUCUGGAACUGGACACGGACAAACCUCAACUGCAUCCAGAAGUGGCAGACACAGGGAAUCCAGUGUUGGCCUGGCCAAUGACAGCGAAGGACAUUCCGAAGAUUCCAGCAGACAAUCUGUGACCACCCAUGGAAGGUCUGGGUCCAGCUCAAGGAACCAAUAUGGGUCUGCCCACGGCCAGGCAGGAGGCAGUUCUGGUCACUCAGGGUCGCAACAAGGGCGCACAGACACACGUAGGCAGAGAGAAUCUGUGCACGCAGACUCAGGAUCCAGCACUAGCCGCAGACAGGGGCGCCACCAUGAGCAAUCAAGAGACGGCUCUAGACACUCUGGAACUGGACACGGACAAACCUCAACUGCAUCCAGAAGUGGCAGACACAGGGAAUCCAGUGUUGGCCUGGCCAGUGAUAGCGAAGGACAUUCCAAAGAUUCUAGCAGACAAUCUGUGACCACCCAUGGAAGGUCUGGGUCCAGCUCAAGGAACCAAUAUGGGUCUGCCCAGGGCCAGGCAGGAGGCAGUUCUGGUCACUCAGGGUCACAACAAGGGCGCACAGACACACGUAGGCAGAGAGAAUCUGUGCAUGCAGACUCAGGAGCCAGCACUAGCCACACACAGGGGCGCCACCAUGAGCAAGCAAGAGACGGCUCUAGACACUCCAGAACUGGACACGGACAAACCUCAACUGCAUCCAGAAGUGGCAGAAACAGGGAAUCCAGUGUUGGCCAGUCCAGUGAUAGCGAGGGACAGUCAGGAGAUUCAGGGAGACAGUCUGUGACCUCUCAUGGAAGGUCUGCAUCCAGCUCAAGGAACCAAUAUGGGUCUGCCCAGGGCCAGGCAGGAGGCAGUUCUGGUCACUCAGGGUCACAUCAGGGACACACAGACACACGUAGGCAGAGAGAAUCUGUGCACGCAGACUCAGGAUCCAGCACUAGCCACACACAGGGGCGCCACCAUGAGCAAGCAAGAGAGGGCUCCAGACACUCCGGAACUGGACACGGACAAACCUCAACUGCAUCUGGAAGUGGCAGGCACAGGGAAUCCAGUGUUGGUCAGGACAGUGACAGUGAAGGACAUUCCGAAGAUUCCAGCAGACAAUCUGUGACCACCCAUGGAAGGUCUGGGUCCAGUUUAAGGAACCAUCUGCACAUUUAAGUCAAGGCAGGAGACAUGGGUGCUAUUGAAGUGCAGAUUUUGAGUAUGGGCAGUCAUGGUUUUUCCAUUCUUAGGAUAGAAUUGUCAGUCAUUAUUCUAGCUAUAUAGUGUUCAGGAAGAGAUCUGAUUACCAGAAGAAUAACAGGCUAUAAUAUAAACCCUGGAAAAUAUGGCCAUUCAAAUUAUAUUUCUAAGCAGCCUAAAUUUGGACAUCAUAAGAUAUUUGUAUUAUGAAUCAGAAACUAAUAUUCUAAAAAGUAAUUAUCCCAGAGAAUCAGAAUGACACUUAUAUAACUUUUAGUGAAGAAAAUUUUCAUUAUACUUUCAGGGCGGCUAUCUUUUCUUAUCAUUUGUUUAAAAUUAGUUAUACUAUUUCUUUGAUUGGUGAUAGGUUUUUUUUUUUAUAUAUAGGAACUUUGAGCUUUAUAGUUAGGAAAUGGUUAAUGGGAGAAAUCAAUAUCAUGGAGUGCUAAAUUUGCAAAACCAUGAAUAUUUGAGGCGUUUGGGUUUAAGGUAAGGAUUUUUCUUUUGAGGGGUUAAAUUGCAGAACCUCUAGAGUGGUACCUUAAUAUCUGUCAAAAAUAUCAAAGAAACCUAAAAUGUAAAAUCACAGUUUUGUAGACUAAAGCUGCUGUAUUAAUAUUAGGGCUCAGCACAUGUGCCUCUAUUAUCCUUCUAUUGGGACUCUGUAUUAUUCUGUAUUCGUUAAUCACCUUGGGCACAUAGCAUCCAAAAAGUGACCUGCAUGAAAAUUGAAAAUAAACAAUUGAUCAUAUAUCAUACUGUGUC
This is a messenger RNA of Hippopotamus amphibius kiboko, 5427 nucleotides long. RefSeq names its product filaggrin-like. The transcript is spliced from 2 exons. Gene Ontology annotation, cellular component: cornified envelope; keratohyalin granule. The record is from RefSeq and is a predicted model, not a curated record. Lineage: Eukaryota; Metazoa; Chordata; Mammalia; Artiodactyla; Hippopotamidae. Gene Ontology annotation, biological process: establishment of skin barrier. The coding region runs from base 97 to 4638 and encodes 1513 amino acids. Gene Ontology annotation, molecular function: structural molecule activity.